AUGGCCAAGGGCACCCAGGAGACCCAGCUAUCUGUCCAUUGUACCCACCGCUCACCCACAGGAUGUUUGGUACCCACAGGUUCCAUGUUUCGAAACUGUACAGAGGGCGGCUGGUCAGAAACCUUCCCCAGACCUGACCUGGCCUGUGGGGUUAAUGUGAAUGACUCAUUCAACGAGGCCAGCGAGAAGCGGCACAAGUACCUCCUGAAGCUGAAGGUCAUGUAUACGGUGGGCUAUAGCUCCUCCCUGGUGAUGCUCCUGGUUGCCCUCAGCAUCCUCUGUGCUUUCCGGAGGCUCCACUGCACCCGAAACUACAUCCACAUGCACCUGUUUGUGUCCUUCAUCCUGCGUGCCCUAUCCAUCUUCAUCAAAGAUGCUGUGCUCUUCUCCUCAGAUGAUGGCGUCCAGUGUGAUACGCACAGGGUGGGCUGUAAGCUGGUCAUGGUCUUCUUCCAGUACUGCAUUGUGGCCAACUACGCCUGGCUGCUGGUGGAAGGCCUCUACCUGCACACACUCCUCGUCAUCUCCUUCUUCUCAGAAAGGAAGUGCCUGCAGGGAUGUGUUGUCCUCGGAUGGGGUUCCCCAGCCAUUGUUGUUGCUUCGUGGGCUGUCACCAGGCACUUUGUGGAAGAUGCUGGGUGCUGGGACAUCAACGCCAAUGAGUCUGUCUGGUGGGUCAUUCGAGGGCCUGUGACCCUGUCCAUCCUGAUUAAUUUCAUACUUUUUAUAAACAUUCUAAGAAUCCUGAUGAGAAAACUUAGAACCCAAGAAACAAGAGGAAAUGAAGCAAACCAUUAUAAGCGCCUGGCCAAGUCCACCCUUCUGCUGAUCCCUCUCUUUGGAGUCCACUAUAUCGUCUUCGCCUUCUCUCCGGAUGAUGCCAUGGAGAUCCAGCUGUUUUUUGAAUUGGCCCUUGGCUCAUUCCAGGGCCUGGUGGUGGCAAUCCUCUACUGCUUCCUCAACGGGGAGGUACAGCUGGAGGUUCAGAAGAAGUGGCGGCAGUGGCACCUCCACGAGCUCCCACUGCGCCCCGUGGCCCUCAGCUCCUCCUUCAGCAACGGCACCAGCGGCCUCACCCAUGGCACCUCGGUCAGCCCCUCGGAGCCGAGCCGGGGCACCUGCAGGGCCAGCGUCAUCUGAGAGGCUGGAGCAGGGCCACGGACAGAGGCCAAGCCAGGUCCUGAGAGGGCAGGACACUGUUGCAGGACAGUCUGUCUUCCCGGCAGACACUGUAUGCUUUCUCCUAUGAUAAACAACACCCCUCCUCCAGACCUUGGGGUGGGGGUGCAGUGAAAACUCAGAACUGAACAGAUGGGACUUGGAGCACCAUGGGUAGUGGGGGCCUGGGAUUUAGGUCUGUUGUGUUCUUCUGGGAAGAGCAGUUCAGGGGGCCCAGAAGGGAGCAGGGAAAUGAAUGGUAGCUGGGAUGAGAGUUGGUCUCAGUGUUUGUCAGUCUUUUUGCCUUUCAGACAUAGGUGAGGGAGGAUGCUCUAGCCCACUCCCCUACCCCUUUCUGUAGAAGGGGCUUCUCUGAUCCCCGCUCCAGUUUUCAGGGACAAGCUUAGAAUCUCAGAAAACAUGAGAAAUGGAGGCUCUUGGCCCUAGAUGGAACCUCCGCGCUCCUCACCUGUCAAGUAGCUCUCAUCCUAGAGCAGCGGUUCUCAGCCUGUGGGUCGCGACCCCUUUGGGGGUCGAACGACCCUUUCACAGGGGUCGCCGGG
This is a messenger RNA of Hipposideros armiger (great roundleaf bat), 1721 nucleotides long. RefSeq names its product secretin receptor (gene SCTR). Gene Ontology annotation, biological process: adenylate cyclase-modulating G protein-coupled receptor signaling pathway; cell surface receptor signaling pathway. The record is from RefSeq and is a predicted model, not a curated record. The coding region runs from base 1 to 1140 and encodes 379 amino acids. The transcript has 10 exons. Lineage: Eukaryota; Metazoa; Chordata; Mammalia; Chiroptera; Hipposideridae. Gene Ontology annotation, cellular component: plasma membrane. Gene Ontology annotation, molecular function: G protein-coupled peptide receptor activity; peptide hormone binding; secretin receptor activity.